AUGGGGUCUUCAAUGGUUGGCUGGCAAUCACCCCUCACAACGGCGAACAUAUACACUCCCUUCAUAUCAACGCCAACCACCCAACACCCAGCAACUACAUACGGGUUUGAUGCAAGGGUGAGGCUCAAGAUGUCGAUUCCAACCAUCGCCGUUUAUUGUGCUUUGGUGAUGGUGGUGCCCGCUCGUGCCAAGGCGCCUCUCCCCGGCACUUGA
Molecule: messenger RNA, 213 nt
Organism: Podospora pseudocomata
Lineage: Eukaryota; Fungi; Ascomycota; Sordariomycetes; Sordariales; Podosporaceae
Exons: 3
Coding region: 1-213 (70 amino acids)
Source: RefSeq, a predicted model, not a curated record